UCAAACAAGCAGCCUUUAUAACAAAAUUGCUUUUGAGUGAAUAUAAAACUUGGACAUUCUUCGCCGGAAAAUUUUCAGUAGGCUUUUAAGUCUAGCAAAUAUUAAAAUAGGGCAACCCUACAAAAAUAUUCAAUAUUUUACUUCUCACUUAACUGCAUUUAAUAAAACUUUUCAAAGGCUUCGCUAUGGCGUCACAUCAGUACCACCAAAUUGCGAAUCUGCUGGAAAAAAUGACGUCGACGGACAAGGAUUUCCGUUUUAUGGCAACAAACGAUCUGAUGACGGAGCUACAGAAAGACAGCAUUAUUCUGGACGACGAGUCGGAGAAAAAGGUUGUGCGAAUGGUGCUUAAACUGCUGGAGGAUAAGAACGGCGAGGUCCAGAAUUUGGCUGUAAAAUGUUUGGGUCCGCUGGUCAACAAGGUAAAGGAAAUCCAGGUGGAGACUAUUGUGGAUUCCCUAUGCGCCAACAUGAUGUCGAACACGGAGCAGCUACGGGAUAUCUCGAGUAUUGGCUUAAAGACAGUGAUUGCCGAAUUGCCCCAGUCAUCGAACUCUCUGGCCCCAAAUGUGUGCCAGAGGAUCACGGGAAAACUAAGCACGGCCAUUGAAAAGGAGGAUGUCUCUGUAAAACUGGAGUCGCUUGACAUUCUGGCCGACUUGCUUUCCCGUUUUGGAGAGUUUCUGGUUCCCUUUCACAGCACUAUCCUGAAGGCUUUAAUGCCUCAGUUGGCCUCCUCGCGACAGGCUGUUCGCAAGCGCACUAUCGUAGCUCUCUCCUUUUUGCUAAUUCAGGCCAACAGCAACGCCUACAACGGCGUAAUCGAUCAUCUGCUCGAUGGUCUAGAGAACCCACCAAAUCCAGCUGCCAUUCGAACCUAUAUUCAAUGCCUGGCUUCAAUAUGUCGACAGGCUGGCCAUCGGCUAUGUAAUCAUAUUGAUCGAUCUAUGCUGUUGUUGAGCCAGUACAGUCAACGAGACGAUGAUGAAUUGCGCGAGUUUUGUCUGCAAGCCUGCGAGGCAUUCGUUAUGCGCUGCCCAGAUGCCAUUAAUCCGCACAUUCCCAUGAUUCUUGAACUGUGCCUGAAAUAUAUCACCUACGACCCGAACUACAACUAUGAAACCGAUGAUGGCGAUACUGGCAAUGCCAUGGACACGGAGGACGACGAGUACGUGGACAGUGAGGAGUACAGCGAUGAUGAUGACAUGAGCUGGAAAGUUCGUCGCGCUGCGGCCAAGUGCUUGGAGGUUUUAAUUUCCACACGCCAGGAGCUUAUCGAGGACUUCUAUCGCAGCUUGAGCCCGGCUUUGAUUGCUCGAUUCAAGGAGCGCGAGGAGAAUGUUAAAUCCGACAUAUUCCAUGCCUAUGUGGCUUUGCUGAAGAACACUCGCCUCAGCGACGACGUAGCCAACGACCCUGAUUCCAUGGAUCAGGUUUCGGGGCCGACGUCAUUGCUAAUUGAACAGCUUCCGCUUAUCGUAAAAGCCAUACAGCCGCUAAUGCGGGAAAAAUCGAUGAAAACGCGUCAAGACUGCUUCCUCUUACUGCGUGAGCUGUUGAACUCGCUGCCAGGCGCCUUGGGACCUUAUUUGGAAAGUAUUGUGCCGGGCAUAAGCUAUUCACUGAAUGACAAAAGCUCAACCAGCAACAUGAAGAUCGAGUCUCUAGGAUUCUUGUACUCGCUGCUGCAGGGACAUCCGCCGCAUGCUUUUCAUCCACACAUACCCUCACUAGUGCCCCUUGUAGUGACUUCGGUGUUCGAUCCGUUUUAUAAGAUCGCCACAGAGGCUCUGCUGGUGCUGCAACAGUUGGUCAAGGUUAUUCGGCCAUUGGAGGGUAGUGCUGCCAAGUCCGACUUCGAUGCUCCCUCUUUCGUAGGACCGGUUUACUCGUGCACCUUGCAGAAACUGAAGGUAACGGAUGUCGACCAGGAGGUCAAGGAACGAGCCAUUGCCUGUAUGGGUCAGAUCAUUGCCAACAUGGGCGACAUGCUGCAGAACGAACUGGCCGUUUGCCUGCCCAUCUUCAUGGAGCGCCUGAAGAACGAAGUAACCAGGCUAAGCAGCGUAAAGGCAUUGACCCUAAUCGCAGCUUCAUCCCUGCGCAUUGACUUGACUCCCAUUCUGCAUGACGUGCUACCCGCUUUGGGCACAUUCCUGCGUAAGAACCACCGCGCCCUGAAGCUGCACUCUCUCGAUCUGAUUAACAAGAUUGUGAUAAACUAUUCGAGCAACUUCGAGGCAAAUCUCUUGCAGACUGCCAUUGUUGAGAUUCCACCUCUAAUAUCGGAUUCGGACUUGCACGUCGCACAGUAUUCGCUGACCUUGCUAAGUACUGUAGCUCGCAGGCAGCCCCAAGCUUUGGUCGGCAUCCAUGACCAGUUCCUGCGUUCCGUACUGAUUUUGGUUCGUUCUCCAUUGCUGCAGGGAUCUGCAUUGAAUUGCACUUUGGAGCUGUUCCAGGCCUUGGUGCAAACUCAGCUGACCGGACUGGACUAUCAUUCGCUGGUCUCGAAGCUAAUGGCCCCCGUUCUGGGUGGCAACGGCGAUGCAAACUCUAGAGCCACCCCAGGGGCACCCAGUGAGGUGGUGCAGUUGCACAAGCAGGCGUACCAUUCGUCGGCCAAGUGCAUUGCGGCUCUCACUCAACAGUGUCCCCAGGUUGCGACCCCGUUGGCCACCAAACUGAUCACGGAUCUGCAGAAGCGCAAUGACACCGAGAUUAUCUUCUGCUUACUCACUAUCGGCGAGAUAGGUAGGCACUUCGAUCUGAGCACGAUACAGGUGCUGCCGCAGACAAUUAUUGAAUGCUUUGGUGCCACAUCGGAGGAUGUAAAAGCGGCCGCUUCGCAUGCCCUCGGGGCUGUGUCCGUGGGCAGCCUGCAAACAUACCUUCCUCUGAUCCUGAACGAGAUUGAGGUGCAGCCAAAGCGACAGUAUUUGCUACUGCAUUCGCUGAAGGAGGUAAUUUCGUCACUGUCUGUUUCGCCCAGCGGACUGGCUCAGUUGCUGCCCUCGGUGCCAUCCAUUUGGAGCCAGCUCUUCAAGCACUGCGAGUGCUCCGAGGAGGGAUCCCGCAACGUGGUGGCCGAGUGCCUGGGAAAACUUGUGCUGGUCAAUCCCGACGAGCUUUUACCGCAGCUGCAGCAGGCUUUGCGUUCGGAGAGCGCCACCAUGCGUACCGUGGUGGUCUCCUCCGUGAAGUUCACCAUCUCCGAUCAGCCCCAACCGAUCGAUGUGCUGCUCAAGCAGAAUAUUGGAGAGUUUUUGUUUGCUCUGCGUGAUCCGGAGCCACAAGUGCGUCGAGUCGCCCUCGUGGCCUUCAACUCGGCGGUCCACAACAAACCGAGCUUGGUCCGCGAUUUACUGCCCACCCUGUUGCCAUGGCUUUACUCAGAGACGAAGGUAAAGAGCGAACUGAUCAGGGAGGUGGAGAUGGGUCCCUUCAAACACACCGUUGACGACGGUCUCGAUAUUCGCAAAGCGGCAUUUGAGUGCAUGUACACACUACUCGAGCAGGGCUUGGAUCGUGUGGAUGUCAUGCAGUUUUUGGACCACGUGCAGGCUGGUCUCUGCGACCACUACGACAUCAAGAUGCUGACGUACCUAAUGACGGCUCGUUUGGCUACCUUGUGUCCGGAUAAGGUUCUUCUAAGACUCGAUCAAUUUAUACAGCAACUACGUGAUACGUGCACCCACAAGGUGAAGGCAAAUUCUGUUAAACAGGAGUACGAAAAGCAGGACGAACUAAAGCGUUCCGCUCUUCGUGCAGUUUCGGCCCUUUCGCAAAUACCCAAAGCAAACAAAAAUCAGCAGUUAGUGGAUUUCCUCAAGUCGAUCAAGGAAACACCCGAACUGAGCAAGAUCUACGAUUACAUUCAGAAGGAUUCCAUCACCGGGAGCUCAGAUAUUAUCGUAAUGGAUCAAAGCUAAAAGGGAAACUUGUUUUUCUGAUUCCUUUACUUAAUUAAGAAUAUGCGUGUGCGCACAAACAAGUAUCUCUUUUCUGAUAUAGCUUUUAGAUUUUCUAAUAAGAAAUAAAUGCAGAUCGACUUGAA
Drosophila ficusphila is the source of this 4057-nucleotide messenger RNA. RefSeq names its product cullin-associated NEDD8-dissociated protein 1 (gene Cand1). Gene Ontology annotation, cellular component: nucleus. Bases 186 to 3932 code for a protein of 1248 amino acids. The transcript has 8 exons. The record is from RefSeq and is a predicted model, not a curated record. Gene Ontology annotation, biological process: protein ubiquitination; SCF complex assembly. Lineage: Eukaryota; Metazoa; Arthropoda; Insecta; Diptera; Drosophilidae.